AUGGAGCCUCUACUCACCCAUCUGUCUCGUCCGUCUCGCACAAUCUCACCAUGGAUAUGUACCCAUUGUCGCGUGACCAGCAAGCGACCCUUCUCCCUAUCAGCACUCCACCGAGUCCAACCCCGGCCUAACCACAAUCAAUCCAAGAACCUCGAUGGCAGUUCCCACAACCAAUCCGCCGCCAAUCUCAGCCAGAAUGUAACCAAAGCGGAAAAGGACCACUACGGUCGAGUGGAAGCCGAGAGCAAAGAACGGCAAAUCCGUGCUCCAUGGCUACGCGAGGGCAGCGAUACACCACCUGUGGCCCGGAAUCGCAAUGCCGGGGCUAUGGUCAAGGGGAAACUGUUGACCACGCCUAGUCGGAUGCUGAAGUUGAUCUUACCACUCACCACACGUGACGCGAACAAAGAUCGGAAGGAUGUUGAGCCGCUUGCGUUAUUGGUGCAUCCUCAGCAGCCAUUGAGCUAUCUGGAGAGAUUGAUCCAGAGUGAGCUUCCAUCAAUGCGGGAUGAGAAGGACAAGGAACGAGCGCCGAGCAUCACGUUCCGGGCUGAAGAUGCCACGGAAGAGGACGUAGGGAGUGGUAAGCCCGCAGCCGACAAGGUAAAAGAGGAGGAGGAAGACGACGGCGAGAACUACGAUCUAGAGAACGUCGAAGAGACACGCUUCGGUGACAAGACCGAGCGCACCGGCAAAAUCAGCUCCGAAGCAGCAAACAAAGAAGAAGAUGCCGCCCUCCCAGCCCACGGCCACCCAGACAAGGAAUCCGCAGCCGGCCAAGCACCACCCAACCCCGAUCCCGAACACCCCAACUUCGUCCGCUGGUCCCCCUCCACUGAAAUUGGCGACUUCAUCCGCGACGCAGCCCGGGGCAAGGAAUUUGCCGUCGACAUCGAAGGCGCCCCGGAACCAAUCUACGUUGGCGUCCCUUCUUUCGCAGACCGAACUUACUAUCUCCGCAUGCGACUCCGCAAAACAGCACGAGGGAUCAAAGACCUCGCUAGCGUGAAAGGCGAAUGCGACGAGCUGGCACAACGAGGAGCAAAACGCGUGGCUCAGGGCGGAUUCGCAGGACUGAUAAGCUGGUGGGGUGUAGUUUACUAUCUCACUUUCCAGACGAAUCUGGGCUGGGAUGUCAUGGAGCCGGUGACUUAUCUUGUUGGGCUGAGUGGGUUGAUUGGGGGGUAUAUGUGGUUUCUUUAUCACAAUCGGGAAGUGAGUUAUAGGAGUGCGAUGAACGUUACGAUCUCGAGGCGGCAGUCUCAGCUCUAUGAGGCCAAGGGGUUUGAUGUAGCCAAGUGGGAAGGGUUGGUGGAGGAAGGGAAUAGGUUGAGGAGGGAGGUGAAGAUGGUUGCGGAUGAGUAUGAUGUCGAAUGGGAUGAAACGAAAGACGAGGGUGAUGAGCAAGUGAUGAAAGAGCUUCGCAAAGCACGACGGAAGAAGGGCGAGGACGAUGAGAAGAAGAAGGAGAAAGAGGAUGAGGAGGAGGAUUGA
This is a messenger RNA of Recurvomyces mirabilis, 1494 nucleotides long. RefSeq lists its product as uncharacterized. Bases 1 to 1494 code for a protein of 497 amino acids. Gene Ontology annotation, molecular function: calcium channel activity; uniporter activity. The record is from RefSeq and is a predicted model, not a curated record. Gene Ontology annotation, biological process: calcium import into the mitochondrion; mitochondrial calcium ion homeostasis. The transcript is spliced from 2 exons. Lineage: Eukaryota; Fungi; Ascomycota; Dothideomycetes; Mycosphaerellales; Teratosphaeriaceae. Gene Ontology annotation, cellular component: uniplex complex; mitochondrial inner membrane.